Messenger RNA from Papaver somniferum (opium poppy), 1040 nucleotides. RefSeq names its product major latex protein 15-like. The coding region runs from base 120 to 848 and encodes 242 amino acids. The record is from RefSeq and is a predicted model, not a curated record. NCBI's taxonomy places the organism in Eukaryota, Viridiplantae, Streptophyta, Magnoliopsida, Ranunculales, Papaveraceae. Gene Ontology annotation, biological process: defense response. The transcript has 2 exons.
CAUUAUCGAGUCAUCACCCUUUAAUCAAUCCAUUGAUCUUGUAGUUGCUGCUAAUUUUUUCUAUAUAAACUCAAUUAGCUAAGAUCCAUUUUCAUCAGAAUCAGCAUCAGCUACCAUCAAUGGCACAUGGCCAUAGCACUUCAUGUUUAGUUGGGAAACUUGUUACUGAGUUGGAUGUUAACUACAACGCCGACAAGUAUUACCAAAUAUUUAAGAACCAUGAAGAGGUUUCAAGAGCAAUACCUCAUAUUUACAGGAGCAUAAAAGUUCUUGAGGGACAUGGAAAGACUUCCGGUUGUAUCAAGGAAUGGUGCUAUAUUCAUGAGGGUAAAACACUGAUUCUCAAGGAGAGCACAACAUAUAACGAUGAAACAAGGAUGAUAUGUCACAGCGUUGUAGGAGGAGAUAUUGCAAAUGAUUACAAGAUGUUCAAUGCAACACUUCUGGUUAAGGGAAAUUUUAGUAGUCAAGUUGUUGCAAUUGCCCACCCACCCCAGCCGACUCUCAUCCAUCAUUCUAGCCUUUGUAGGCUGGCUCAUAAGUCUCACGUUAGCCUUAGUAAGCUGGCUGAGAAGUCUCAUCUUAGCUUUGGCAAGCGGGAGCACAAGCAUCAUUUUAGCCUUAAGCCGAUUUUGCACAACCUGGCCGGCUGUGACUGUGACACGCGAAGGCAAGAGUUUAGUCCACCCGUUCCUACGUACGUGGCUCCGUCCUUUCAUGGAAACACUGUGAUGUGGAUCAUAGAUUAUGAGAAGAUGAAUAAGGAUACACCAGUUCCUGUUUCUUAUCUAGCUUUCUUCCAUCGGAUCAUUCUAGACUUGAACUCUCACUUCUGUGCUUAUGGUUAAUUAUCACUGUCUUGCGUAUGGUAUUUGUGCGGUUAUAUAUAUAUAAAAACUAUAUAUAAAUGUGGACUUGGCAAAAAAUCUAUUUUCUGCCUAAUGAGGGCUUACUUAUUGCACGUGUAUGUGUGGUUUGUUUACAAAAUAAUUAAGAAAUAUGAAUAAGUAAACCGUACAAGUCAUUUGGAUCCUUUCUUU